UUGUACAUGCAUUUCAACGACAACCGCCACAACUUUGGGAUGUGAUGCAACGUUGUUUCAGAUUGUACAAUGUUAAAUCCCAAUCUCAAUACUCCGUAAACCAGCGAAGAGAAGAGAUUAUGAACGAAGGCAUAACUAAUAACCAAGGUCAAACAUACUCAGAAACAUAUGGCGAUGAAAUUCCAGAAAGUCAAGUUCCAGAGACACAAGAAAACGAAGAGGUGUAUCGCGUUAACAUUGACGAUGAAACACGUCAUGGAUGGAGUUCAUGUCUGUGUUAAGGUGAAACCUGAAUUACAAGGAAUGUAUUGGGAUCGACAUGGUAGAACAUCAUUCAACAUCAUGGCAAUAUGUGAUUUGAAUAUGUUGUUCACAUAUGUUUGGAAUGGAGCACUAGGAUCUUGUCAUGAUACAACAGUUCUCACAAUCGCACAAGAAAGUGAUUCUGAAUUUCCUUUGCCUCCAACAGAAAAAUAUUAUGUAGUUGAUUCUGGCUAUCCAAACAAACAAGGUUUUCUUGCUCCAUAUAGAUCUUCACGAAACAGGGUUAUUCGGUAUCAUAUGGCACAAUUUGAAAAUGGUCCUCCUCCUAGGAAUAAGCAGGAACUGUUUAAUCGAUGUCAUGCAUCUUUACGUUCUGUUAUUGAGAGGACAUUUGGAGUUUGGAAGAAAAAAUGGAGAAUUCUUUGUGAAUUUCCUAGAUAUAAUACUCAUGUGCAAAAGAGAGUAGUAAUGGCUACAAUGGGACUACAUAAUUUUAUCAGAAUUUCAAAUUUUUCAGAUGACGAUUUUGCAGAAGUAAUGGGAGAGACAGAGAUUACAUACACAAAUUCUAAGAUUGAUCUAGGUGAUAUGGAAGCUGCAGAAAUAGUUGAUGGCGAUCUUAUGACAAAUAUCAGGGAAAAUAUUGCAGAUAUGUUAUGGAAAAAUCAAAAUACUAGAUACUAAUCUUUUUUGCUAUUGUAUUUGAAUUAAU
Molecule: messenger RNA, 976 nt
Organism: Arabidopsis lyrata subsp. lyrata
Lineage: Eukaryota; Viridiplantae; Streptophyta; Magnoliopsida; Brassicales; Brassicaceae
Exons: 1
Coding region: 169-948 (259 amino acids)
Source: RefSeq, a predicted model, not a curated record